Messenger RNA from Balearica regulorum gibbericeps (East African grey crowned-crane), 1356 nucleotides. NCBI's taxonomy places the organism in Eukaryota, Metazoa, Chordata, Aves, Gruiformes, Gruidae. The record is from RefSeq and is a predicted model, not a curated record.
AUGGCCAUCACUGCAGCCAUGGUUGGUGGCACUGGGGGGGUCCCAGCCUCCAGGUCCUGGCACCAUCCCCAAGGCACACCGAGGCCGGCAUGGCUCUGCCUCCUGCUCCUGCUGACUGCCUGCACGCCUGCGGCCGGCACCAACCCUGGCAUCAAGGCCCGGCUGACCCGGAGGGCACUGGAAUUUGGCCGGCGUUUUGGGCUGGAGCAGCUCCGGUCACUGCUGCAGAAGGAGCAUGAGCUGAACUUGAAGGGCUCCUACCACAGCCCGCUCCUGGGCACAUUCACCUAUGCUGUACCCCGGAUCCGCAUCCAUGAGCUGCAGAUAAAUGACUCUGCCGUGGACUUUGCCGAGGAUGUGGGGGUGAGGCUGACAGUGCAGUGUGCCCGCAUCCAGCUCAGCGCCGAUUGGGAAGCCCAGCUGGGCGCCAUCCAGGACAGGGGCUCUGUCGAGCUCUGCAUGCGUGACCUGGACGUGAUGGCAGUGCUGGGAGUGAGCGUGGACAGCAACGGCCGCCCAAUGGUGUGGAGCGCUGGCUGCGACACCCGCAGCACCCACCUGCAUGUGAAGUUUCACCGUGGACACAGCUGGCUCUACAACCUGCUGACACCACUGGUCCAGAGAUCCCUGCGGCAGGAGCUGAACAAGCAGCUCUGCCUCGAGAUCCGCAGGGGCAUCCUCAGGCUGGAGGCUGCCCUAAAGCACAUGAAAGUGAGCACUCAGCUGGACCCCUUCGCCGCCAUCGACCACUCCCUGCUGGGGCAGCCGGCCAUCACAGCAGAGCACGGGGACGUCGCCCUCAAGGGGGAGUUCUUCAGGGUGGGCAAGUACCAGCAGAGACCCUCCUCGCCGGUGCCCGUGGCGCUGCCCGUGGCGUUGCCUGAAGCCCUGCCCAUGGCGCUGGCCGCAGCGCACGAGCCCAUGCUGCUGCUGGCUGUCACCGAGUUCGUCGCCAACUCGGCUGCCUUCACAUACUUCACGGCCGGGGCCCUGCGCAGGAACAUCUCCAGCAGCAUGCUCCCGCGGCGGUUCCCUCUCCAGCUGACUACCAAGAGCAUGGGGGUCUUCUCCCCGCAGCUGCACGAGCGCUACCCGGACCAGCCCAUGGAGCUGCACCUCUCAGCCCGCCGGCAGCCCCUGCUCUCCUGCCACCCCGACGCCCUGCAUGGGGCCCUUUUUGGCUCUGCUGAGGCCUUCGUGGUGCUGCCAAAUGCGACCCGUGUCCCCGCUUUUCUACUGAACAUCGAUGCCAACGUGACAGGGAAGCCAACCAUCACCGGGAACAGGCUCAGGGGCACCGUGAGCCUGACGGGGCUCAGCGUGGCGCAGGUGACAUCACACAUGGGCCCCGUGGAG